Danaus chrysippus (African queen) is the source of this 672-nucleotide messenger RNA. The record is from the annotation of a GenBank genome assembly. NCBI's taxonomy places the organism in Eukaryota, Metazoa, Arthropoda, Insecta, Lepidoptera, Nymphalidae.
AUGGAGGUUGUAAAUGAACUGUGCGAUUUACUGCAGACUCACGCAAAUAGAGAUAAGGUAGUGGCUUUAGCAAGUUACACGCUAAAACUAUGGGGCUCGACCUCAAAUCGAAAAAAUCUUUUGAAUGCGAGCGCCCGACUCACAAGUGCACGAGCAACUUUACGAAUUUUUGAUGACGCCGCCGUACUUAAAGCAGCUCUUAGUUAUGGAUUGGGAACACAGGAAGGUCCAUGUUGGGGCGCUCUAGGGGUUGCGAGUAAUAUCUUCACACUCUCAUAUCUGCAAGCUGAAAAACUCAUUUUCCUCAUGGACACUGGAAUACUCUCUUUAGAUGAAAAGUUGGAUUACAAAAUAAGAACCGCCCAUAAAACGUUUUGGACCCUGUUUACGGUUAUAGGAUUUGUUAGAUCAAUACGAGCUUUGCACAUUUCGGCCAAAAACUUGAGUGAUCCCGACCGUCCAAAGUGUGCUCCGGCCCGCUUCAAGCAAGCUUCGUUGGUGACCACCAAAUACUUGUUGGACAUUAUCCACGUGGUCAGCUGGCUACCACAAGGAUACUUGUGGGGGGGAGCGCUACAGAAUAAACACACUGCUGGUGUCGCCACAUUAUCGGGAAUCCUUGGUUUGAUAAUACACUAUCGCGGCAAACGGUUAAUGCAACGGAGCUCAUAG